UCCUCCUCCUCAGCCCCCUCCAUCCUCCACUCCCCCCCCUCCAUCAUCUUAAUACUUCUUUCUCCGCCUCGUCCUUUCCACACGACAACUCCCUUCACAAUCCUCUCCCCUCCUUUCCCCCCAUUAAUAUUUCCCCCCUUCUUCUGCACCCCCGCCUUCCUUCCUCAUCUUCUUUAAACUCUCCCUUUCCCUCUCGAUUACUUUUACUUUUAACCCCCUUUCCUUUUGCACCCUGACCCUAAACACGUUUCUCCAGAAAGAACUUCCCUUGAGCUCAAUGGGAUUUUCCAGGAUUUAGGAUUAUUAUUUAUUUAUUUAUAUAGCACCAUCAGUGGGCAGCCAGGACCUCCUAUUCCCAUUAUUUAUUUCCAUCCAUCUUCGGUCCCUUCUUCCUUGAAAAGCCUUCCCACCCACGCGCCCCCCAUCCCUGCUGCCUUCGCCUUCCUCCUUUUUGAUGCCUCUCUGGUCCCCUCUUCCUCCUUCUCUUCCCCCCCCCUCUCCUAAAAUCCCCUCCUUCCCCCAUUGGAAAAGCCUUCCCACCCACGCGCCCCCCAUCCCUGCUGCCUUCGCCUUCCUCCUUUUUGAUGCCUCUCUGGUCUCCUCUUCCUCCUUCUCUUCCCCCCCUCUCCUAAAAUCCCCUCCUUCCCCCAUUGGAAAAGCCUUCCCACCCACGCGCCCCCCAUCCCUGCUGCCUUCGCCUUCCUCCUUUUUGAUGCCUCUCUGGUCUCCUCUUCCUCCUUCUCUUCCCCCCCUCUCCUAAAAUCCCCUCCUUCCCCCAUUGACCCCCUUCCUUUCUCAACUUCCCUUUCUCCUUCUCCAUCCCCUCCUCUGACAUCUCUUGAUGCUCCAGCCCAGCCCAUCUUCCCUCCCCCUCCAGCUGUGCAGUUGAUCCAGUCUGCCUUUGUGUCUGAUGGGAAGCAGAUGUGCCUGCAUGGGAUGCAGUCUUGGGAUGAUGGGAUGAAGCCUCUCUUCAAUCCUCCUUUCCCCCCCCCACUCCCACGUUUUUGGAAGUGCCCCCCAAAAUGUCUCUUCUGGUGAUCAGCAGACACAUCCAAGAAGUACCUGAUGGGUGCUCUCUGUAAUAGAAACUGGGAGGCAAGGAUUUGGCAACAUUAGUCUUGGAACUUCUGUGAAGCCCGUCACAUCAAAGCAUGGCAGAAAAUAAAGAAAGGAAUCCUAAAAACACAGACGUGAGGCCUAAAACCAGCCGGAGUAGAAGUGCAGACAGAAAAGACGGAUACGUAUGGAGUGGAAAGAAGCUUUCUUGGUCCAAAAGGAGCGAGAACGGUUCCGAUGCAGAGGCGGCAAGCACCUCUGGAAAAUCUGCGCUGAGUCUAAAGACCCAGGAGAGGAAACACAGCUGUUCCUCCACUGAGCUGGACUUGGAACGUUCAUGUGGCCACAGGUUCCUGGGGCGUUCCCUUAAACAGAAGCUGCAGGACGCCGUGGGGCAGUGUUUCCCCAUAAAGAAUUGCGGCAGUCGGCAUUCUUCGGUGCUCCCAUCAAAGAGGAAAAUACAUAUCAGCGAGCUUAUGUUGGACGAGUGCCCUUUUCCACCCCGAUCUGAGCUAGCCUUCCGGUGGCAUUUAAUCAAACGGCACACUGCCCCCGUCAAGCAAAGAUCCGAAAGUUGGCUGAGUACGGAGUCUUCCCAGGGCGAAGGGAAAGAUGGAGACCUGAGGGAGGUUGAGAGUGUGGAUGGAGGAGGGUCAGCUGUUUUGCAGGCAUGUAGCAUGAGUGACAGCGCUUCCUGUAGGUGCGACCCUCGGGGCGAAUCCGCCACGGGCAAGCAGCUAAGGAACGGCAGAGAGGACAGCGACAUGGACUCCGACGAUGAAGUGGUGACGCUUUGUACUAGCUCUAGGAAGAGGAACAAGCCACGAUGGGAAACAGACGAUGAGCUGUUGCAACUGGAAACGCCUCCUAAAUAUCACACCCAGAUUGACUAUGUCCAUUGCCUCGUCCCGGACCUCCUGCAGAUCAAUAAUAACCCAUGCUACUGGGGAGUGAUGGAUAAAUACGCUGCAGAAGCUCUUCUGGACGGAAAGCCAGAGGGGACUUUUUUGUUACGAGACUCUGCCCAGGAAGACUACUUGUUCUCCGUUAGUUUUCGGCGUUACAGCCGUUCCCUUCACGCCAGGAUUGAGCAGUGGAAUCACAACUUCAGCUUCGAUGCUCAUGACCCCUGUGUCUUCCAUUCCCCUGACAUUACUGGACUCUUAGAACAUUACAAAGAUCCCAGCUCUUGUAUGUUCUUUGAGCCGCUUCUUUCUACCCCCUUAAACAGGACUUUCCCCUUUUCUCUCCAACAUAUAUGCAGGACAGUUAUUUGUAACUGUACAACUUACGACGGCAUAGAUGCCCUUCCUAUUCCUCCAUCUGUGAAAUUAUAUUUGAAAGAAUAUCAUUAUAAGUCUAAAGUUAGAGUCCUCAGGAUUGAUGUACCAGACCUACAAGCCUAGAAGACAUUUUCAAAGGCGUUUUUGGUUAUUUGUUAAAGCUCUGGGAAGACCUCUUUUUUCUCUCUCUGAUUUCCCCCCCCCCUGCAAAAUUAUUUAUAAUCCAAACUGAAUUCUGCCUGAGCCUUAGGAUCCAAAUAGAUUUUUAUUCCCUUGACCCAAUGGGUAGACUUUUUUGGGGGAAGACACGAUAUCUGUGGUUUUAUUGGUAGUAAUAUUCUGUAAGGUUUUAUGGACUUUCAAAUAAGUUUUAAAGUUUUCACUCACACCUAACCUUUUUAGAUUUGAAUAUUAAGUCAAAAUGGAAUUUGACUUGCCUUUUAUAAACUGUGAAUUAUAUGCGGUACAGGCAUGUUUUAAACACUGUAUGCAGUGGUUCCUCAAGAGUGACUAAUUUGUAUUUUAUACCUUUCUUUGAAAAUUAGUACUUUGUCCUCUCUCUCUAU
Molecule: messenger RNA, 2905 nt
Organism: Elgaria multicarinata webbii
Lineage: Eukaryota; Metazoa; Chordata; Lepidosauria; Squamata; Anguidae
Gene: SOCS4
Product: suppressor of cytokine signaling 4
Exons: 2
Coding region: 1152-2462 (436 amino acids)
Biological process (GO): phosphatidylinositol phosphate biosynthetic process; intracellular signal transduction
Cellular component (GO): phosphatidylinositol 3-kinase complex
Molecular function (GO): 1-phosphatidylinositol-3-kinase regulator activity
Source: RefSeq, a predicted model, not a curated record